CAGAUAAGGCGGUUAACUCGGUACUCCUUGUGUUUUUCACUCUGGGGAAACUGUUACCACCAAGAAACCAACCAGAAAACCAUGACAUCUUCCAUCUGCCUAUCCGUAUUUCCACCUUCCAAAACCCUAGCUCCGGCACCAUCCACUUCCAAGAGCCGCGGUUUCAGAUGUUCCCUCGUCGUCUCUGUCUCUAAGGGCCAUCAACGGACGAUGGGAAAGAAGCAUCAGGUGGUUUGUAUGGCUCCAGAGGAGGAGAAAUUGACUCGUCGCAAUCCCCUCGAUUUCCCCAUUGAGUGGGAGAGGCCAAAACCUGGGCGUAGACCUGACAUAUUCCCUCAGUUCAGCCCUAUGAAAACACCGUUACCGCCACCAAUGCCAUAUGAUCCUCCUGAAGAAGAUGAAGAAGAGGAAGAAAAGAAAGAGGAAGAGGAGGAAGAGGAAGAGCCCGAAAAGGAAGAAGAACCCGAUAAUCCCGAAAAGCAGUCCUGAGUGUAUUAGAUUUCCAAUUGUGGUUACCACUUGCUAAUGUGAUAUG
This is a messenger RNA of Hibiscus syriacus, 535 nucleotides long. RefSeq names its product splicing factor, arginine/serine-rich 19-like. The record is from RefSeq and is a predicted model, not a curated record. The transcript has 4 exons. The coding region runs from base 82 to 489 and encodes 135 amino acids. Lineage: Eukaryota; Viridiplantae; Streptophyta; Magnoliopsida; Malvales; Malvaceae.